AUGAAGUCUAGACAAAUGAAUGUAGAUGAGCAUGACAAUGAAAAUGUAGCAGAAAAACAAUCUCGUGAUAAAACUUGUCAAGUUGGAAAUGACAUUCUUGUUGAACCAGUUGUGCUGAUGGAUUCGUGA
Molecule: messenger RNA, 129 nt
Organism: Racocetra fulgida
Lineage: Eukaryota; Fungi; Glomeromycota; Glomeromycetes; Diversisporales; Gigasporaceae
Source: the annotation of a GenBank genome assembly